Messenger RNA from Penicillium brevicompactum, 1068 nucleotides. RefSeq lists its product as uncharacterized. Lineage: Eukaryota; Fungi; Ascomycota; Eurotiomycetes; Eurotiales; Aspergillaceae. The coding region runs from base 1 to 1068 and encodes 355 amino acids. The record is from RefSeq and is a predicted model, not a curated record. The transcript has a single exon.
AUGGGAGGCAUGAAUUAUCAUAUCGAGAUUUUAUUCGAAGAUGGAAUCAGCUGGCUCGCGCGCAUCCGAAGAUUCAACGCUACUUCCCCACCCCCAGAGCUGCGGGACUACAUCCUGGGCAGUGAAGUCUCAACAUUGCAGUUCUUGAGCAAAACAAAAGUUCCUGUUCCUACAGUUUUUGACUUCAAUCCGGACGAAUCAAACCCUGUCGGUGUUGGUUAUAUUCUUAUGGAGAAGUUGCCUGGGAAGUCCUUGCGAUGGUCUCUAGCUACCCCAAACCAGAGGCAAAAAGUUACUAGUCAACUUGCGGAUAUCUACAUUGAAUUGAAGGGUUUUCCCUUCCCGGUGAUGGGUUCUUUCAAUCAGCAAAACUGUUCUCAUAUUGGACCCAUUGCACGAGAGUCUUUGGCUGACUUUGAAGACCUGCAUAUGAGAAUGCUUGGGCCUUAUACGUCUUCAGAAGAAUAUUUCAACGCACACAUUCGAUUGAUAUUGGAUUUGAUAACACGACAAGAGUCCUACGUCAACCGCCCCGUCGAUGCUUUCCUGAUACACCGUUUCCUCUUAGAAAUCGUCCCCAGAAUCUUCUCAAAAAAUCAUCUCGACGAUGGGAUGUUCUACUUGAAACAUGCGGACGAAAAGGGGGACCAGAUACUCGUUGACAAUGAAUUCAACAUAACUGGCAUUAUUGACUGGGAAUGGGCGCAGACAGAUUCAAAAUCAGCAGCUUUCAAUUCGCCCAUUGUGCUUCUUCCGGUUGCCGAUUUUUACGAGGGGACUGAUUAUAUUGGAAAAGAUGAAGUUUAUUUUGCCGAGUGCUUGGAAGAGAAAGGACAUCCAGAUCUUGGGGAGAUAGUCAGAAAUGGGCGGCUUCUUCAUCGAAUCCAAUUUUGUUGUGGAUAUGACCUUGACGAUUGGGACGGGUUCAUUGGGCUUUUUUUCGGGCUGCUCAAGAUAUUGGGCAUCGAAGGGGAUUCAAACUGGGAAACCUGGAAAGCGGACGCCUUAGAACGCUAUCGAGAGGAUCGUCAGUUACAGGAAAUUCUCAGACUGUCCGAAGACAAAUGA